CAUUGAAUUCGGGGGCCCAAAACAAAACACUCACUUCGUUUCAUGGAUGGGGUUUCAGUUGUGAUUGCGAAACGAGGGUUUUAAGGUUUUUUUUUUUUUUGCUUCUUUCAGUUUGUCACAACAGUCGUUUUACGUUGGCGCAUUCUCUCGCUUCUUCUCUGCCUCUGGUUUGUGGCAUUGGAUUCUUAUCGAUUAUAAAUAAUGGAAAACUCAGAUAAAACUCCGAUAAGUUCAAGUUCAUCUCCACGGCCGUCUGCGGAAGAGCCAGAGCCCAAGAAGGUGAAGAUGUCUACCACUACUUCUGAUGAUGAACAAUGCACAACUGCUGAAGGCACUAAGAUAAGAUACAAGCGCCGUAAGGUAGCUAUUUUCUUUGCUUACUGCGGUGUUGGUUAUCAGGGUAUGCAGAAAAACCCUGGUGCCAAGACUAUUGAAGGUGAACUAGAAGAAGCCUUGUAUGUGUCUGGAGCUGUACCUGAACAGGAUCGUGGACUUUCUAAACGCUAUGACUGGGCUCGGUCCGCUAGAACUGAUAAAGGGGUUAGUGCUGUUGGACAGGUUGUCUCGGGUCGAUUCUAUAUUGAUCCGCCUGGCUUUGUUGAACGACUUAAUUCGAACCUUCCGUCGCAGAUACGAAUCUUUGGUUUUAAGCGGGUGACUGCUUCUUUUAGUGCCAAGAAGUUCUGUGACCGGAGGAGGUAUGUCUACCUCAUCCCUGUGUUUGCUCUUGAUCCGUGUUGUCAUCGUGAUAGAGAGACUGUUUUGGCUAGUUUAGGGUCUGAAAAUGAGCUUGUUAAGUGUUUGGAGUGUUCUGAGAGAGGUCGAAAGGUGGAAGGUUUGGUUGGUAAUAGUAAGCGCAAUCUUGAGAUAGAAACUGUGAAUGUUGAGACCAAUGGUUUGUCAGAUAGAAAUGUUGUGGUUAAUUCUGGAGUUACAGAGAAUGUGGAUGUUUCUUUGAGCAACAAGGGUGAAAAUGGUUUAAAUCAAGAAUCCAUUAACGUUGGCGAGGGUAAGGUUUUAGUUGAAGAAGUAAACUCUAAAAAUGGUCUUGAGAGUGUGGUUUCUGCUCAGGAUGUGGUUGUUCCUUCAAAUGGUGGAUCUGAGAAUAAUUCAGGUGCUCUCGAGGAAGAAAAAGUGAACGGAGAGGAUACGCCUGCCAAAAAAAGUGUGUUUACUUAUGGUGAGAAGGAGAGGGAGAGAUUUAACAAGAUUUUGAAGUAUUAUGUUGGGACUCAUAACUUCCAUAACUUCACGACAAGAAUAAAACCUGAGGAUCCUUCUGCUCACCGUUUCAUUAUUUCCUUUGACGCAAGCACCACUGUUGUAGUUGACGGCAUGGAAUUCGUGAAGUGUGAGAUUGUAGGACAGAGCUUCAUGCUUCAUCAGAUACGGAAGAUGAUGGGGCUUGCCGUGGCAAUCAUGAGAAAUUGUGCACCCGAGUCACUUAUCGACAAAGCUUUGCAAAAGGACGUUAGCAUCACCGUGCCUACUGCGCCUGAGGUUGGAUUAUAUUUGGAUGAGUGCUUCUUUACUUCAUAUAACCAGAAGUGGAAAGAUACACAUGAAGAGGUGUCAAUGAAAGCAUAUGAGAAAGAAGCUGAGGAGUUCAAAAUGAAGUACAUAUAUUCUCAUAUUGCUUCCACAGAACAUAAGGAAGGAACUGUUGGCCUAUGGUUGCAUUCUUUGAACCACAGAAACUAUGCAGAUCUGCGCAUCCUCGACGAGGAAGGUGUCAUGAAUGACAAGAAAUCUGAAUUUGAAGUUGUGGCUGAGUGAACCUUUUCCAGAUGGUCAUUGUAGAACUCAUUAUGUCAUAUUAAUUUAUGUCUUGCCUUUGACUAUUUAUUUCAGACUUGUUAUAUUUCAGCAUAUUGAUACUCUGCUACACCUCAUAUACAAUUUAUAGGCAAGACAUACCCUUUUUUCGCGUCUGUUAUUUGGUAGAGACACUAGGAAAGGGAAAUGGAAGAGUAUUUUAAUCACAUUGUUGUGUUAUUUGAUUUUCUUUUCAAACGUAACUGAGUAAUGAACCUAUGAUGAAUUGUGAAAUUGUAUGUUCAAAUUUCAUAUACUAUUGAAUUGAUCUUUUAGGUUGA
Molecule: messenger RNA, 2096 nt
Organism: Lathyrus oleraceus (garden pea)
Lineage: Eukaryota; Viridiplantae; Streptophyta; Magnoliopsida; Fabales; Fabaceae
Exons: 3
Coding region: 202-1776 (524 amino acids)
Biological process (GO): tRNA pseudouridine synthesis; mRNA pseudouridine synthesis
Cellular component (GO): nucleus
Molecular function (GO): pseudouridine synthase activity; RNA binding
Source: RefSeq, a predicted model, not a curated record